GAGGAAAGCGGGGAACAUGAGGAGAAAGUACAAGGUCAGGAAGAACCAGGUUGUCAGUCACAGCAGCCUGCCUGUGGCAGAGCUGUUAGAAACAGAAGGAAUCAUAGGAGGUCAAGAUGCAACACCAGGAAGUUGGCCAUGGCACGCCCUUGUAGUAGCUUAUGGACCUUAUGGAUAUAAACAGUGUGGAGGUUCCCUAAUCACCAACCAGUGGGUUUUGACAGCUGCUCGGUGCAUACCAAUGUUAUCGAUUUUCCAACAUCCUGCAGGAAGUUAA
Messenger RNA from Oreochromis aureus, 277 nucleotides. Its product is annotated as tryptase beta-2-like. Gene Ontology annotation, biological process: proteolysis. NCBI's taxonomy places the organism in Eukaryota, Metazoa, Chordata, Actinopteri, Cichliformes, Cichlidae. The record is from RefSeq and is a predicted model, not a curated record. The transcript has 4 exons. Gene Ontology annotation, molecular function: serine-type endopeptidase activity. The coding region runs from base 17 to 277 and encodes 86 amino acids.